This is a messenger RNA of Cyanistes caeruleus (blue tit), 1024 nucleotides long. The record is from RefSeq and is a predicted model, not a curated record. Lineage: Eukaryota; Metazoa; Chordata; Aves; Passeriformes; Paridae.
UGUAGAGAUUGGUGAAAGUGUGAGAGGGGAAGAUGUGUAUAUUAUCCAGAGUGGCUGUGGAGAAAUAAAUGACAACUUAAUGGAACUACUCAUCAUGAUCAAUGCUUGCAAGAUUGCAUCAUCCUCCAGAGUGACUGCUGUAAUUCCAUGUUUUCCAUAUGCCAGGCAAGAUAAGAAGGACAAGAGCCGUGCACCAAUCUCUGCAAAACUUGUUGCCAACAUGCUGUCAGUUGCAGGGGCUGACCACAUCAUCACCAUGGACCUGCAUGCUUCUCAGAUCCAGGGUUUUUUUGACAUUCCAGUAGAUAACCUGUAUGCAGAACCUGCAGUCCUGCAGUGGAUUAAAGAGAACAUUCCCGAGUGGAGAAACUGUAUCAUAGUCUCACCUGAUGCAGGUGGUGCAAAAAGGGUUACUUCAAUUGCUGACAGACUGAAUGUGGAAUUUGCUCUAAUUCAUAAGGAAAGAAAGAAGGCAAAUGAAGUGGACAGAAUGGUCUUGGUUGGUGAUGUGAAAGACAGAGUAGCAAUUCUUGUUGAUGAUAUGGCUGACACAUGUGGCACCAUAUGUCAUGCAGCAGACAAGUUAAUGUCUGCUGGAGCUACUAAAGUUUACGCCAUUCUGACUCAUGGCAUCUUUUCUGGUCCUGCCCUCUCUCGGAUUAAUAAUGCAUCGUUUGAGGCUGUUGUGGUAACUAACACAAUCCCCCAGGAGGAGAAAAUGAAACAUUGCCCAAAAAUACAGUUCAUUGACAUUUCCAUGAUCCUGGCAGAGGCAAUUCGAAGAACACACAAUGGUGAAUCUGUGUCUUACCUGUUCAGCCACGUCCCCUUGUAACUGCAGGGGAUUACACUGCAUCUUUGCAAAGGUCUCUGAAGCUAGCACUGUUUUUAACGAUGCACAUCAACCAUGAGAAAUUACUAUCUUUGUACAAUUCGAGAGCUUUUAUGUUUAAUUAUAUUUGUCUUGUAAUUACGUUUUGUUCUUUGUAAAUGGGCAAUAAAUCUCAGUCGUACAGAAACCUUA